UUAAUUGAUUGGGCGGGGCCCAAUCAGGGGAGGAUCGUGUCUUUGAUCUCUUUCUGCCCUUUUCCAAGAUGGCGCUCACGCCACGCUGGAAAUGCAGCGUGAAGCCGCAGUUCUGCCAUUACUCAAGAUGGCUGCCCCCAUCAAGAUGACCGGGGUGUGCCGGGGGGAAAGGGGCAGCACAGUGGUCUGAGACGGUCUACCCACGGACCAUGUGGAAGUUCCUGGGACUGGGGAUCCGACUGAUGGGGGGUGGGGUCCGUGGGGGCUAGAAGGAGCGAAAGCGUCCAUUCCCAGGCUAACCCCGGCCCCUCCCCCGUUUCCUGGACUGAAAUGGGGAACACGUUAGGCCUGGCACAGAUGGGGGCCUUGCCUCGCCGGAGCCCCCGUCGAGAUGAACCUCUGCCUAACCCUGGAAGCUUCGAUGAACUGCACCGGCUAUGCAAAGAUGUAUUCCCAGCACAGAUGGAGGGAGUGAAGCUCGUUGUCAACAAGGUUCUGAGCAGCCAUUUCCAGGUGGCUCACACUGUGCAUAUGAGUGCUCUUGGCUUGCCUGGCUAUCACCUCCAUGCAGCCUAUGCAGGGGACUGGCAACUUAGCCCCACUGAGGUAUUCCCCACUGUGGUAGGGGACAUGGACAGCAGUGGCAGCCUCAAUGCCCAGGUCCUGUUCCUCCUGGCGGAGCGGCUCCGAGCCAAAGCUGUCUUUCAGACGCAGCAGUCCAAGUUCCUGACUUGGCAGUUUGACGGCGAGUAUCGAGGAGAAGACUACACAGCUACCCUGACCCUCGGAAAUCCUGACUUGAUUGGGGAAUCAGUGAUCAUGGUCGCUCACUUCCUGCAGAGCCUCACUCAUCGGCUGGUGCUGGGAGGAGAGCUGGUUUACCACCGGCGACCAGGCGAAGAGGGGGCCAUCCUCACACUGGCGGGGAAGUACUCUGCUGUGCACUGGGUAGCAACAUUGAAUGUGGGAUCAGGUGGGGCCCAUGCAAGUUAUUACCACAGGGCAAAUGAACAGGUUCAGGUUGGAGUGGAGUUUGAAGCAAAUACAAGGUUACAAGACACAACCUUCUCCUUUGGCUAUCACCUGACUCUGCCUCAGGCCAACAUGGUAUUUAGAGGGUUGGUGGAUAGUAACUGGUGUGUGGGUGCUGUACUAGAGAAGAAGAUGCCCCCUCUGCCCGUCACCCUAGCCCUUGGGGCCUUCCUCAGUCAUUGGCGCAACAGAUUCCAUUGUGGCUUCAGCAUUACUGUGGGCUGAGGUUGUCCCAGAGUUCAUCUCCACAGCAGCUGCCACCUCCAAGGCAGUGCCUGAGGGCCAGCGACUAGGCCUCUCUCCAGAGCCCACCUCACUGGGUGGCUAGGUCUGAGGAACAGAGUGGGGGACAGGACCCUGCCCUCUCAGAACUGUGUGUGGGGCUGCUAUGGGGCAGCUGAGAGGCAGUGGUCUGAGGCCCUACCUCUGCCAUCGGCCCCCUUGUCCUCUUCCCAUGCUCUGUGGCUCUGGACUAAGGGAGAAAGAUUAAGGGGUAUGUCUGGCUGAAUUUUCCCUCCUCAUUCCCCUCCUUCAUUUCCCUGUGGAUUAAAGCUCUCAGCUCUUCCUCUUGAGAACAGAAAGUCUUCAUAGGAUUAGUUUCCCAUUGUUUCCCAUCUCAGGCUGAGAAUGAAGGGCUACAUCUCUGACCUCAGAAAGUGGGGCCACCCAUUCCCUAAAGGAAUUUCUGUAUCCCUUUGCCCCGAGACUUUCUCCUUCCCCAUCUUCUAUAUUUCCAGAGAAUAACUGUGUCCCCGGGGGUCACCUUCCUGUAUCCCCAAACCUGCCAUGACCGCAUGAAGAGGCAGUUAUUGCUUUA
Condylura cristata (star-nosed mole) is the source of this 1849-nucleotide messenger RNA. RefSeq names its product translocase of outer mitochondrial membrane 40 homolog (yeast)-like (gene TOMM40L). NCBI's taxonomy places the organism in Eukaryota, Metazoa, Chordata, Mammalia, Eulipotyphla, Talpidae. Gene Ontology annotation, biological process: protein import into mitochondrial matrix. The record is from RefSeq and is a predicted model, not a curated record. Gene Ontology annotation, molecular function: transmembrane protein transporter activity. Gene Ontology annotation, cellular component: mitochondrial outer membrane translocase complex; mitochondrial outer membrane. Bases 331 to 1257 code for a protein of 308 amino acids. The transcript is spliced from 10 exons.